AUGGGCAAAGCUAAAAACCCCGACGCCAAGAUGGGCAAUCAAUCAUGGAGAAAAAAGCCUCGCAAAUUCGCCCCAAAGUCAAGGCUGGGCUCCCAGCCUUCAUGCAUGAAGUGCCAGUCCACAGGUCGCACAUGUGACGGCUAUGGUGAUAUCGGUGAUGUCCCCUCGACUUUCAGUGCCGGAGUUGGACACGAACGUCACCACAUCGAGCACCGGACUACUCGCCAUUAUCCCACAGCUACCAGCGUGUCACGACCAACAAGAUGUGACAUUCAGCCAGAUGGCCUCCACUUGCAGAACCCCAGAGCGUUCAUGAUCCUACCAGUGACUGGACCAACACAGGCAGAGGCUCUGAGUUUCUUUGAGGAUGUUGCUAUCAAAAAUCUCAACGAAUAUCGCCCCAGCAAUUCAUGGCGUAAGACACUCAUGUUCUUCUCUCAAACCGAGCCAUCAGUUCGAUGUGCAGCCAUUGCUCUGGCCUUAAUGCACCGCAAUCACCUGGAUCCAGAUUCUGGUCACGCUUUCUACCAGCCACGAUCCUUGAAAUGCCGUCUCCAGGAUGAGGCCCCUUUGCUUUACUAUAAUCGAGCGAUUCAACUACUUGUUAGCCAAAAGAACGAUGAUGACAAUCAAGUAACAGCCAUCACUCUUUUGGUUUGCUAUCUCUUCACCUGCUUUGACCAUAUGGCGGGCAACUACGUCCAAGCCAUCAAACAUCUACGCGGAGGCAUAGAGCUUUCACGUAACAUCUAUCAGGCCAUAUUAAGCAAGCAUGACACCCUUCAUGAUACCAAAUCUUCGGGCGUUCAAGGCCUCAUUUAUGAAGUCACAAGGCAGAUCCGCCGUCUAGAUAUGCAGGCUGCGAUGUUUCUCAUCGACUGGACCCCCGUCGAUAGGGAAGAGAACUAUGUUCCCCAGGUCUCAAUCUCAGCUACUACCUUCCAGUCCAUCGAACAAGCAGCCGACCACCUCCAGAUUCUCGUUACUCAGGUAAUGAGACUACGUAACACGGGGCAGGAGUUGUCUCCACUAGGGAAGAUGCCCCCAUUACCUCCGCCAUUCAAGGGUAUCAUCCUCCGACAGCUGGAAUCAUGGUCCAAUCUUUUCGAAAGCAUGUUGCAACAAGAGAACCCCCAUGAGACAACUUCUGAGUCACUUGCUCUGAUCUCUCUAUUGCGCCUACAAUAUACCAUGGCAUGGACUUUGGUCAAAAGUCACAGCCCUGACAAGGAAAUGGGCUUUGACAACUUCCUACCCCAGUUUCGGCAAUGCGUGGCCUUGGCUCGCGACGUAGCGGCAGCCCAUGAACGGUACUCAGGGUCACUGAGGCCUACUUUUACACCCGAGGUUGGAAUCCUCCCCGUGCUUUACAUUAUCGGCGUCAAAUGCCGAGAUCCCAUAGUCCGUCGCGAGGCUUUGGAUAUCCUGCGGCGACAACCGAUACAGGAGGCGGUAUGGGACAGUAUCUCUACUGCUCGGGUAUUAGAGCGGGUAAUCGAGAUUGAGGAGGGCGGAUCUCAAGAAGGGGAUACGAUACAGAGUAUGGAGGAAAUACAUGCGUGGGAAAGGAUCGAGGCGUUGUCUUGGAUACUGACCACCGGCCAAAUGGAUAUUAAGUAUACUUUCUGCGGGCGGGAGGGAUUACAUUUGGAGUCCCUCUUAUUAUAA
Messenger RNA from Clonostachys rhizophaga, 1668 nucleotides. The record is from the annotation of a GenBank genome assembly. NCBI's taxonomy places the organism in Eukaryota, Fungi, Ascomycota, Sordariomycetes, Hypocreales, Bionectriaceae.